GCCACAGCCACAGCCACAGCCAUCGGCACCGACCCUCAGCCCCGAGCCUCGCUGUCCCCGCCCGCCGGCAGCAUGGCUGAGGAAAAGUCUGACAAACCAUAUCUAGAAGAAAGUGCCUUCGAAGCACUGGAAAAAGACUCCCAAGAAUUCAUCAGUCUGCUUAAGAGAGAUGAAGCUCUGGAACAGUUCCGUUUGGAAUAUGAGAAGCUCCUUGCUGUUAUGAAGAAGUCUCGUGAAAAUGAAAAGCAUCUCAUGGGCAAAUGCAGGAAGCUGAGUGCUGAGCUUGUGGAGAAGUCAUCUAAAGUAGCAGUGCUCACAAAGCUCUCUAAAGAUGAUGAGGAAACUAUAUCAUCACUGAAGACGGAGCUUGAAAAGUCCUGGAAAAUGGUGGAUACAGCCUAUGAGAAGGAACAGAAAACAAAGGAAACAAUUCAUUCACUGCAAAAGGAAAUCGCACGCCUAAAUAAUUUAAUGAAGGAAAGAGCUGGACAGGAGUACAAUGUCGAGGAACUGCUAGAACUUCAAGAAGAGGUAACAAAGGAGCGAGAUGAACUGUUGUCAGAAGUUGUGAAGUUACGUCAAAGUCUUGCUGAAGUCACAGAGCAGCAGCAGGAAACAGAGAAGGCAAAAAAUGAGGCAGAGCAAUCUGUUCUGCAGCUUCAGCAAGACAUCCAGCUGCGUCAGAAUGAGGAACUACGAGAGGCUCGAAAGAAGGAAAAAAUGGAGAUUGAGCUGACAAAUCUUCUAGCUGAAAUGGAUAAAAAGCAAGAUGAGAUCCAGAACUUACAGCAGCAAAUAGAGAGAAACAAAGAGGAACAACUGAAAAUGGAGGUUCAUCUUAGAGAGCAGAAGAACUUGAAUGAAAAAGCUAGUAAGGAACUUGAGCAACUUAAGAUGAAAAAUCAGAAGCUCAUGCAAGAAAAUGAACAGCACAGUGCGAUGUUUGAUGAGGUGAUGAAGGAUGUCAGCCAGAAGACAACACAACUAAAGGAGAGAGAAGAUGAAGCAACUCAGAUGCGCCUUGAAAUUUCAAAGCUGAACAAAACGAGAGAUGUUAUCCAGAAUAAGCUGCGUGCUGCAGAGGAACAAAAAGUUGAUGCAGAAAAUGAAAAAGGCAUGCUAAAAAAUCAAAUAUCCAGACUGGAGAAAGAGUUAGAAUCAGCCAAAAAGCAGUCAGAGAUUGACAAGAGAGCUACAGAUGGGCUUAUGAGGGAAAGGGAUAUGCUAAACCAGAACUUGAUCAAGGCUACAAAUGCCACUCAGAAGCAGAUAAAUUUGGUGAAGCUCCAUGAACAGUCAAAACAGAACUUGGAAGCAGAAAUACAAAAUUAUAAGAUUGAAGCUCAGAAACAAAGGAAGAUUAUUUACCAAUUGGAAAAGGAGAGAGAUGGCUUCAUCAAUGAAACCAGUGAGCUCAAAGAGAAGGUCCUCCAUCAUAUGAAAGAUCUUGAAAUAUGUCAAGUACAGAUCUGCGACUACGAGAAAGAAGUACAAGUGCAAAUGAUUAAAUUAAAACAGCAGCAAAACAUUUGUGAAACUCUGAGAGCAGAGAGGAGCCUGUACAGUAAAAAUUUGAUUGAAGCUAAGGAUGAGAUAGCGGAUAUGAAGAUGAAACUGAAAACUUCAACACGUCAGCUGGAUCAGCUGAAGGAGGAGCUCAAAGACAAAGAUGUAGCCCUUGAGAAAGCACAUCUAGAUCAUCAGCAUUCAGAGGAGGAGAAGGAAUCAUUGAAAGCUGAAGUGGCUCAGAUGACAAGACAGGCUCUGGAAACCAAAACAUUCAUAGAAAAUCAGGAGGCAGAAGAGAGAAAACUCCUAAAUAUCAUUGCUGAAGCUGAUGCAGAGAGGCUGAAGCACACGAAGGAAUUUGACAAGGUGCUCAGUGAGAGACAUGCCCUGGCGACCCAACUUAUUCGUCGCAAUGAUGAAGUGGCUCUGCUCUAUGAAAAGAUAAAAAUCCAGCAGGCCAUCCUGAACAGGGGGGAGAGCGAGUACCGGCAGAGGGUGGAGGACAUCCGAAUUCUCAAGCUGGAGAUCAAAAAACUUCGGCGUGAGAAGGGAAUACUUGGCAAGAGUGCGGCUAAUGUGGAGGAGCUCAGAUUUGAGGUUAAUCAUAUGCAGAAGGAACUGUUAAAGGAACAAACUCGAUGCAAAAUUUUGGAAGAAGAACUGCAGAAGCCCUUGAAAGUUCACAGAUGGAGAAAAUUAGAGGCCAGCGACCCCACUGCCUAUGAGCUGAUUCAGAAAGUACAGAGACUACAGAAGAGGCUUAUAAGCAAGACAAGUGAAGUGAUAGAGAAAGAAUUUCUCCUUCAGGAGAAGGAGAAACUGUAUGUGGAGCUGAGGCAAGUCCUGGCCCGGCAGCCUGGGCCUGAAGCCACGGAACAGUUGCAGCACUACCGGCACAGUCUCCAGGAGAAGACUAGACAGCUCAAAGUUUUGUCCUCAGAACUGAAUAUGUAUGAAGCACAGAGCAAAGAAUACAAACGUGAAAUAGAAAGACUUAACAAUGAGCUUAACAAUGUGAAAAAGAAAUAUCUGGCUCAGAAACGCAAGGAGCAACAGAAAAAGGAGAAGGAGAGAUCUUGCCCAGAUACGAAGAGGAAAUUACCCCCCCUCAGGCCUGAUGAUGAACCUCACUUCAACAUAGGGGGCUUUCCUUUAACCAGACCCCUUCCCAAAAUUGCAGCCUAAGAAUCUACUCAUCUAGUCACAUUCCUGUUCCCAGUUUCUUGCUAAACCUUAUUUGUGGGUUAUUCGAGAAACUGUAAUUUUAAAAGAGAUUCAGAAUCUACUGAAAUCACUGUAUCACCUUCAGGAAAAUUUUAUAAAUUGUAUAUCAUAAAAUGCAUUUGCACAUUGGAAUUAUAUUUUAUAUUGCAUUUAUAUUUUGUAGUGCAUAUUAUAUUGCAAUUAACAUAGUUUUCUUUACAAACCAUGGACCAAAGCUGCCCAUUUGAUGCCAGUAGAAGCCUGCAGUGAUGUAAGUGAAUAGUAGAGAUAUUUCUUUUUCAAUAUUAUGCUUCUGUUUAGCACUGUAACACUACCAAAUGCCUUAAUAUAUAGUUAUUUCUCUUUUAUCUACCUCUGUUGUAAGCACUCAUUCCAUUUAUCUUCUGACUCAAAGCACCUGAAAAAAAAAAGAAAACAGAAAAGAAGAAAAAAUAAUAGGCUGCUGUUUCAAGCCCUGCUGAGCAAAUGCAAAAUUAACAAGUCUUUACUUAGAUGUACACAUGUAGCAGUUCUUUGUGUAGGUAGUAUAUAAUAGGGUUUAGGCAGUGUUUGCUGCAGUUGUUAGUAAGAUCAAGGAAGUUUGUGGCCACAAUGUACAUUAUUACGAGCACAAGUGUGUUUACUCUGGUAGAUACAAAGUGACAUAAUUAUGUCUCUUCAACUGGCGAGACUGUGCACACUGAGUGGGACAUGCUGUUCUCCACUUAAAUCCUUCCAAGCGAUUCAAACUUGGACUCAAAACAUGGCAAACUUUAUGCUUUAAUUUCUAGACACUCAGGCAUUUUUGUAACUUUCAGAAAUUGUUUUUGUAAUACAGCAGGAGCACUCCAACCUUUUCAGCCAAAAGAGAUUUAAUUACCAUUCAUUAACAAGUGAAAUAACAAAGUCACG
This is a messenger RNA of Manacus vitellinus (golden-collared manakin), 3624 nucleotides long. It is a transcript of the gene CFAP58, whose product is annotated as cilia and flagella associated protein 58. Gene Ontology annotation, cellular component: cytoskeleton. The transcript is spliced from 18 exons. Bases 73 to 2694 code for a protein of 873 amino acids. Lineage: Eukaryota; Metazoa; Chordata; Aves; Passeriformes; Pipridae. The record is from RefSeq and is a predicted model, not a curated record.